CAAUGGGUGAUCAAAAAGGCCCAUGGCCUAGGUUGACGACCUCCAUUGCACUACGGAGGGGCGUCCGCCUAAGGUCGGCUCAAGUAGUCGAGCCUACGUCAUAAUUUGUGCCAGUGAGGGCCUGCGUUCGCGCGGCCCUCGUCAAUUCUUAACUCCAAAUUUUUCAUGUUUCUGUUUCAACUGAUUGCAGACGAAACUAAUGGAAGAAGGUGCAGGUGAAGCUCCGUUGUUGCUGCUCCAUAAACGAUCUGGGGAUGUAUGGACAGCUUUUGCGCACAUAAUAACGGGAGUAAUCGGAUCGGGGGUUCUAGCGUUAUCGUGGAGUGUGGCUCAGCUCGGAUGGGUUGCUGGUCCAGUUUCUCUUGUUUUAUUUGCACUCGUCUCCCUUCUAAAUGCAUCUCUUCUUUUGAAUCUUCAUCUCUAUCCCGACCCUAAUAAUGGUGUCACCAUUAUCAAUCGUUCAUACUUGCAAGCUGUGGAGAACAUUUUGGGGAAUUCGAAUGGACGGGUUUGUUCGGUGUUGGUAUACUUCAAUUUAUUCAAGUUGGGAGUCGUUUAUACGAUUACAUCUGCAAUCAGCAUCAGAGCAAUUGAGCAGUCGAAUUGUUACCAUGAAAAUGGCCACGAAGCUGAUUGCGAAUACGGGAUAAAAACCUAUAUGAUCCUUUUCGGAAUUGUUCAAAUUAUAGCUUCUCAAAUACCCAAUUUCCAUUGUACAAAAUGGCUCUCGGUUAUUGCUGCAGUUAUGUCGUUUGCGUAUUCUUUCAUUGGAUCGGGGCUAGGGUUAGCCCAAACGAUAGGAAACGGAAAGGUCAAAGGUAGCAUAGGAGGAGUUUCAACUGAUGAACCAAUUCAGAAAGUAUGGUUGGUAGCUCAAGCUAUUGGAGAUAUAGCAUUUUCAUACCCUUUUCCCUUGAUUUUUCUUGAAAUACAGAGUACUCUGAAAUCACCUGCACCUGAGGAAGUAACCAUGAAGAAUGCUUCAAGAAUUGCAGUUUUUACUACUACUGUUUUUUACCUUUGCUGUGGUGGAUUUGGGUAUGCGGCUUUCGGGAACUCGACUCCUGGGAAUAUCUUAACCGGGUUCGGAUUUUACGAGCCGUAUUGGCUCAUCGACUUCGCUAAUGCAUGUGUUUUUCUGCACUUGGUUGGAGGAUAUCAGAUAUUUAGUCAGACGUUAUACGGCAUCGUGGAAAGAUGGUACGCUGAGAAGUAUCUCGAAAGUGAAUCCACAAGCAACCGGAUUUUCAGAAUGAGGCGGAAUCCCUUUCGGUUUUGUUUUCGGAUAUCAUAUGUGGUUUUAACGACAUCUAUAGCGAUGGUAUUCCCUUACUUCAAUGAAGUGGUGGCGUUUGCAGGGUCGGUGACUUUCUGGCCGUUGGUUGUAUACUUCCCGGUGGAGAUGUAUUUUGUGCGGAAAAGAAUCGCACCGUGGACCGGUAAGUGGAUUGCUCUUCGUAUCUUCACCGUUGUUUGCUUGUUUGUAUCAAUAUUUGCAUUUGUUGGUUCAAUUCAAGGGCUAAUUGCCAAAAGAUUUGGUUAGAAAGAACACCCAACUAUGUUACGCACAAAAAACGAUCCUAUUUGUGUCUCGAUGAUAAUAUGUCGAGCCACCGGUUAACGAGUCGAGUUGUAUGCUAUUCGAGUUUGGCUCGAGAAAGCAUUACCGCGCUCGAAUGUUCUUC
Molecule: messenger RNA, 1685 nt
Organism: Cynara cardunculus var. scolymus (artichoke)
Lineage: Eukaryota; Viridiplantae; Streptophyta; Magnoliopsida; Asterales; Asteraceae
Product: probable amino acid permease 7
Exons: 7
Coding region: 200-1543 (447 amino acids)
Cellular component (GO): plasma membrane
Source: RefSeq, a predicted model, not a curated record